UCCACUUUUGCAUACAAUCAACUCUAGCCAGACAGAACGAGAACGGGCAGUGUCGGGUUUCGAACGAACGUAGACACAUCAGUGGGAACCAUCUCGUUGCUAGAAAGCUCGUAUUCCUGUUGUUACAUACUGGGUGUUAGGAGCUAAACCAUAGAAGACACGGUACUCAAUAUAGUACACUAAAUAGCAUUUGUUCUUGCCACAGCUUCAUUCCACUGAUAACUGAUAACAUUGCUUCAAUUGUUGAAGUUAUUACCAUAGGUUGCAGUGUGGCUUUCAUUCGUCGAUAACGGGAAAGAAUUGUACGAGAAACCCAUUGCUUACAUAGACGUUUCAGUUCGCCUUGUUCGUGUAGCCGUUGAAAUUUUGAAUCGUCUUUGCUCCUAAUCUUUCUCAAUUAUUCACACAAGUUUCAUACACACAAGUUAUAUGGAUGUCUGAGCUUUACUUCUUGCGACACGGUCAGCGAAUAGACCAUGCUCCAGCAGGAUCCAAAUCGUUGGCUACAGAGUACCAGAGCUAUGAUCCAUCGCUUUCACGAGAUGCCGAGGCUCAAAUCGAAGAGCUUACAUCAGAAAUCCUCGACAUCACCCGAGCUUUCUCUGAUAAAUGCACUUCCAGACGUAAGAACAUCUUUGUCCAUUUCAGUCCGUAUUUGCGAUGCUGCCAGACGGCUGAUCUCAUAGUUUCUGAACUCAAGCUCCUUCUUCCAGAGAAGUACCCAGAUUUCAAUGUUAAGUACCAAUUGCUCUGUGACUUUGCUCUCAGUGAGUGGAUCCAUGAUAAAAUGAAAAACAAGCCACCGUUUGUCGACUCCAAUGAAGCGUACCAGAUGUAUACCCCGAAUUUGAAGCUUUUGAAGAAUCGUUCCAACUGCUCUAACUUUAGACCUACCACUACUCUUGGGCCAUAUAAUGGACCAGAUCUAAGCUACAGAGAUUACCAGUCUCGAUGUAAGGACUAUUUCAAACGACUUCUAGCCACUUACGAAAAGGGCUCGUAUAUCGAGAAUAGGGAUAUCAUCAUUGUAGUGUCCCACGGCUAUGCAAUAAACAACUUCUUGUCUUAUUUCAUAAGCCAUCCAAUUUUCGAUGAAAUACCCGAAGCUAAAAUUAAUCUUGCAAGAAGAGUACACUACAGUGAAGCGGAUGAUGAUGAGAAAGAAUUUGAUCAAGAAGAUUAUACCUGGAAACUAGUGAAAGAUGCCAUGAAUAUGGCAGAUGGAAGUCUGGACACGACGUUAAAUCUAGAAACUGAUAUCGUUUAUUACAAAACAAACUUCAUAAAGAGAGACGAACUUGCAACGGAAAUGGCCAACUCAAGCAGCAGACAGACAACAACGGCUGUUGUCAAACCGCGUGCUUCUUUCAAGAUUGAAAAUGAUACGAAGAAGCCAAGGAAUCCGAUUUGUCUUGCGGCCAAGAACUGGGAUGUGACAACUGCUAACAAGUUCAAGAUAAGGGCGGAGUUCCAGUUGAAACACAUGAACGACGAAUCGUUCAGGAAGGAUUUCGAUUUGAACAAACGUCCUUCAAAGCCCGUAAGUCCUGAAAUCUCACCAAACUCGGAGCCUACUCGUAAUAAUUCCUUGGUGGACUUGUCGAAGUUGUUGUCUAAUGAAGAAAUAUAUAAGCCAUUCAAAACAAAGUAUUCCAAUGCUUUUGAGAUUCCCAUUCACAAGUUGAACUCUAAAGUUAACUCUCAAGUGAAUCUUGCGCAAUACCAGAGGGAGUACCAUUCUUCUAACGAUGGCUCAUAUAUUGAUUUAGCUAAGUUAAGUGCAAACGCUAAAGCUUCACGAAAG
Scheffersomyces stipitis CBS 6054 is the source of this 1804-nucleotide messenger RNA. RefSeq lists its product as uncharacterized. The record is from RefSeq and is a predicted model, not a curated record. The annotation marks the transcript as partial. The transcript is spliced from 2 exons. Lineage: Eukaryota; Fungi; Ascomycota; Pichiomycetes; Serinales; Debaryomycetaceae.